Messenger RNA from Uloborus diversus, 1941 nucleotides. Its product is annotated as NADPH oxidase 4-like. The transcript is spliced from 18 exons. The coding region runs from base 74 to 1762 and encodes 562 amino acids. Gene Ontology annotation, cellular component: NADPH oxidase complex; plasma membrane. Lineage: Eukaryota; Metazoa; Arthropoda; Arachnida; Araneae; Uloboridae. Gene Ontology annotation, molecular function: superoxide-generating NAD(P)H oxidase activity. The record is from RefSeq and is a predicted model, not a curated record. Gene Ontology annotation, biological process: superoxide anion generation; defense response.
UUCUGUCAAGAUUUUGGGGUACUUCAGAAGAGAACUGACACAUGAUCUUGACCGAAAGGAUUCAGCGAGGAUCAUGUUUCGCGGAGUUUUGUUGCUCCUUAGGCGGCACAGUCUUCUGAUUAUUUGGCUCAUGGUCAUCACUUAUGUGUUCUCAUCAUCCUACGUAAGGCACCUUACAGACCCCAAAUAUUUUUACCUAAGAGAAAUGUUGGGCAUAAGCCUUUUACUUUCACGAGCAUCAGCAUCUGUGAUAAAUAUAAGUUGUUUCAUGGUUAUCAUUCCUGUGUGUCGUAGCUUCAUAACUUAUAUACGAGUUUUUGGCUCAAAGAUUUCGGCCAAAUGUGUAUUGAACUGGAUUGAUGCCAGUAAAAAAUUCCAUAUCAUCUGUGCCUUUACCAUCCUCUUCGCAGGCUAUUUUCAUACCAUUGCUCAUGUUGUUAAUGCAUUCAACUUUUCAAGUCAUUAUAACAAAAAUUUCAGAGAUAUUAAUGCUGCCAACUUUCAAGGAGAGGAUCCCUUGAACCUAAUAACUGGAUCAGUUCCUGGAAUUACUGGAAUAUUAAUGGUUAUAAUUCUUUUUAUCUUAACUGCAGCAGCUGUUAGACCUAUGAGGAACAUCAGUUAUGAUUUAUUUUUGAUCACCCACCAUCUCUUUAUCAUUUUCCUCAUCCUAUUGUUGAUUCAUCCUAUGAGUGGAAUCCUAAAAGAACAAGUAAAUGUAAAUACCCACAUUCCAGGCUGCAAAAUGAAUAAGUCGAGCAGAGAAAACCAAAGAUUUUUAUCAGUUGAUACAACGUGCACCGAAAUGCCGGUCUUUGUUUCUUAUAAUUCAUGGAUAUGGCUGUGGAUUAUGAGCAGUCUCUUUGUUUACACAAUUGAUGUGACUUACCGUUUCAUAAGAAGAAAUGAACAUGCCAAUUUACUGAGCUUUCAUUUAUAUAAAUGUGAUGUAAUUUCUCUGAAGUUUUUAAAACCUGAUUUCAGAGCAAAUCCUGGUCAGUAUGUGUUUUUACAAUGCCCCCGUAUAUCUACGUUUGAGUGGCAUCCUUUUAGCAUAUCGCAGUGCCCGUCCUCUACUGAUCCCACAUUUACUGUACAUUUGCGAACUACAGGUGACUGGACAGAAUGUUUGAAGGAAUACUUGAUAGAAGACAAUGAGGAAAUGUUGAUAAGUACUGAUGCACAUGAAAUAAGAAUGAGCUACUUGCCAUCAGAACAGCCAAGUGGAAAAAUUCUUGUAGAUGGACCUUACAGCAGCUGUUUUGAAAACGUGUUUCAACAUUCUGUUAGUAUUUGUAUUGCAGGAGGCAUAGGGUUAACCCCCUUUGCGUCAGUGUUAAGCUAUUUAAGGAUAGACAUGGAGAAUUUAACCAAAAUAAAAAGGAUUCAUCUGCUGUGGAUUGGGAGAGAAAUAGAAAUUUUCUAUUGUUUUGCAGAACUUCUGACGGAAAUGUUUGAAACUGUCUGGCAACUAAAUCAACCUGAUAAAUUUGAAUUCCUGUUAUACGUAACGAAGAUAGAAAUAUGUGAUACUGUAUUAAAUACUUUACAAGAAUCGUUUCCUGUGUUAAAACCAAGAAUACAGCUUGGCAGACCAAAAUGGCAUCAUCUUUUUGAACAAUGGUCAAGCAUAUACAAAAAGUCUAACAUAGGAAUAUUCUGUUGCGGCUCGAAAGUCUUAACGGAUGAAAUAAAAACACUCAGUCAUUGUUACAACAGUCGUGGAUGCCGUUUUUCUUAUUAUCAUGAGGAGUUUUCUUAAUUUGUCAUCAUUAUUUUAAUGUUUUUUUAUUUGUAUUAAUUUUUCUUGUUUCCUUGAAAAAAUGAUGUAUGAAGCAUAUAUUGUACAGUUACAUAGUUCAUAUGUUGUGAUAUUUUUUACACGAUACAUUUUAAAUCCUCGGAUAUGUGACGUCAGUUGCGGCUCAUGUAUAUGCACUA